This is a messenger RNA of Anolis sagrei ordinatus, 1281 nucleotides long. Its product is annotated as nuclear factor 7, brain-like. The record is from RefSeq and is a predicted model, not a curated record. Gene Ontology annotation, cellular component: cytoplasm. Gene Ontology annotation, biological process: protein ubiquitination. Gene Ontology annotation, molecular function: ubiquitin protein ligase activity; zinc ion binding. Lineage: Eukaryota; Metazoa; Chordata; Lepidosauria; Squamata; Anolidae.
AUGGCUUCCAGCCUCGCGGAAGACCUGGUGUGCCCCAUCUGCCUGUCCCUCUUCCAGGACCCGCACAUGCUGAGCUGCGGGCACAACUUCUGCCUGGCCUGCCUCCAGGGCUGCCUGUCCCUCGGGGCUCAAGGGGCGCCCUGCCCGGAGUGCCGCCUCCCCUUCCAGAUGCGGGACCUAGUGCGAAACCGCGCCCUGGCCAAUGUGGCUAGGAAGGUCCGCCGCUUGGAGCGCGACCAGGGAUUGGGGGCGCUGCCGGGGGAGGGGGACUUCUGCGAGGAGCACGACGAGCCCCUCAAGCUCUUCUGCCUCCAGGACCAGCUCCCCAUCUGCGUCAUCUGCCGGGAUCUGCCCCGCCACCGAAGGCACCGUUUCCUGCCCACUAAGGAUGCGGUGCAAGAUGCCCAGGGAAAACUGAAGCCAUAUCUGAAAGUACUGAAGAAGAAUCUGGCAUCUAUCACUAGAGAUGAAUCUCUUCAGGAAAAGGAAAUUGCAACACUGGAGAGUUUAACUGAAGAUAUCUUGAAGGACAUUUCGAAAGGUUUUGAAGUUCUUCACCAGACCUUGCAUGAAAAAGAACAAAGUUUUAAGAAGAUUGUUCAGGGGAUGAAGGAGGAAAACCUGAAGGAGAUGAAGACCGCCUUGGCUUCCUUGGAAGAGGACAGGGCUUCGCAAGCUGAGACUCUUUCCAACAUCAAAGCAGCAUUGGUCACUACAGAUCAUAUUGCCUUUCUUAAGGAUUUCAAGAAUCUGAUGGACAAAGUUCAGAAAUACCCUCUAGAGGAGGAAGAUAAAGGUGAAAGCAGUAGCGAUGAGGAGGAGGCAUCCAACAAAAAUAGAGAACACUCUGAGCAAGAAGAGGCAAGUAAUGAUGAAGAGGAAGGGGAUGGUGAUGAGUUAGAAGAGGAUGAUGAUGAGUUAGAAGAGGAUGAUGAUGAGUUAGAAGAGGAUGGUGAUGAGUUAGAAGAGGAUGGUGAUGAGUUAGAAGAGGAUGGUGAUGAGUUAGAAGAGGAUGGUGAUGAAAGGGAGUAUGAAAUUGAAGAGUUUGGGGACGAGAAAGAGGAAGAAGAAGAUGAGGGAAACGUGGUAUUGGUGGAUCCAGCCCUUGAGGAAUUUAAGGAUAACAUGGACUUUGAGGCUUGGAAGGAAAUGUUGCUACAGGAAAUCAUGGCUGGAAAGGAGAAUGAAGAGGAAGGUGUAGCAAAACUCAUAUCAGCUGAUCUGCAUGUGAUUUGUGAUCUCACACAGAAGGUGGUAGACCUCUUGCCUCAGCGAUUUUGA